Messenger RNA from Monomorium pharaonis (pharaoh ant), 1122 nucleotides. RefSeq names its product ubiquitin carboxyl-terminal hydrolase isozyme L5 (gene Uch-L5). Lineage: Eukaryota; Metazoa; Arthropoda; Insecta; Hymenoptera; Formicidae. Gene Ontology annotation, biological process: protein deubiquitination; ubiquitin-dependent protein catabolic process. The record is from RefSeq and is a predicted model, not a curated record. Gene Ontology annotation, cellular component: cytoplasm. Gene Ontology annotation, molecular function: cysteine-type deubiquitinase activity. The transcript is spliced from 6 exons. Bases 65 to 1000 code for a protein of 311 amino acids.
CAAAAAUUCUUCGUGAUUCUCUACUUACUAUUUAUUUUAUACAUAACACGUUUGUGUAUAAAAUAUGGCGGACUCUGCAGGAAAUUGGUGUCUCAUUGAGAGCGAUCCUGGCGUUUUUACCGAAUUGAUUAAAGAAUUUGGUGUCAAAGGUGCACAAGUGGAAGAAUUAUGGAGUUUGGAUAAUGAACAAUUUAAUGAAUUGAAGCCUAUUCAUGGUUUAAUAUUUUUAUUCAAAUGGGUACAAGACGAUGAAUUAUCAGGGACUAUUGUGCAAGACAGUAGAUUGGACAAAAUAUUCUUUGCAAAGCAGGUCAUAAACAACGCCUGUGCGACGCAAGCAAUAUUGAGCGUUUUAUUAAAUUGUAAGCAUGCAGAUAUAUCUCUAGGACCAAACUUAGAAGAAUUUAAGAAUUUUUGCCAAAGCUUUGAUGCAAAUAUGCGUGGACUUGCACUUAGUAAUUCUGAUGUUAUAAGGGAAGUGCAUAACUCUUUCUCCAGACAAAACUUAUUCGAAUACGACUCAAAGCAGGCGUCUAAAGAUGACGAUGUGUUUCAUUUUGUAAGUUAUGUUCCAAUCGAUGGCCGUUUAUAUGAAUUAGAUGGCUUGAAAGAUGGGCCGAUUGAUUUGGGUGUAUGCCCAGUAGGGGAACAAUGGGUACAAGCUGUGAAACCAAUAAUUCAAAAGCGGAUAAACAAGUAUAAUGAAGGUGAAAUUCAUUUCAAUCUAAUGGCUAUAGUGACAGACAGAAAAAUUUUAUAUGAAAGACAAAAGGCCAAUGUUUGCGAUCCUGAAGAAUUAGAACGUCUGCAAGCUCUAAUCGAAGAAGAGAUCAGAAAGUCAAAAAGAUAUCAAAUAGAAAAUAUUAGAAGAAAGCAUAAUUAUUUACCGCUUAUUAUGGAACUUUUGAAGAUUCUUGCUAAAGAAGGCAAACUUGUUCCUUUGUAUCAGAAAGCAAAGGAGAAAGCACUUGAUAAAGAGUCAAAGAAAAGUAAGGUUUAAAUUUAGACUAAACCAGGAGAAAGAUUUAAAGUUGAAAUAAUUGAUAUUUGUGUAUCGUGUAUAGCAGAAAUAAAAAGAAUUUAUUGUAACAACUUAAAAAUAAAUUGCUUAUUCACACUUAA